AUGUACGACCCGGCAGAGUACGCCGACCUCGACGUCUCCCAGGAGAUAGCGGAAAUGUUCGGGUACAUUACGAGGUACAAGCCGCACCAGAUCGAGCUCGAGACAAAGAUGCGCCCCUUCAUCACCGACUACAUCCCCGCAGUGGGCGAGAUCGACCCCUUCGUCAAGGUCCCUCGGCCUGACAACAAGCCCGACACCCUCGGGCUCACGGUGCUCGACGAGCCGGCGCCGACGCAGAGCGACCCGACGGUGCUCACGCUGCAGCUGCGAGCGACGACAAAGUCGUCCGGCGUGCAACCGAUGCUGGUACGCUCGAUCGAGCACGCCGACAAGAACGCGCGGCAGAUCAACUCGUGGGUCGCGAGCAUCAACGAUUUGCAUCGCCACAAGCCCGCGCCCUCGGUCCGCUACUCAAAGCCGAUGCCGGACAUCGAGUCGCUCAUGCAGAUCUGGCCGGCCAAGUUCGAGGAGCUUCUCGAGACGGCGCGGCUGCCGGACGCGGAGCUGUCGCUCGAGCUCGCCGACUUGGUUCGAGCUAUGUGCGCUAUCCUCGACAUCCCGGUGUACUCCUCGCUGACGGAGUCGCUGCACGUGCUCUUCACGCUCUACUCGGAAUUCAAGGCGAACGUGCACUUCCAGAAUCAGCUCGAGGGCUUGCCCGACGACGGGGCGGACGGCGGCGUUUGGGGUCCAAUGUGA
Emiliania huxleyi CCMP1516 is the source of this 699-nucleotide messenger RNA. RefSeq lists its product as hypothetical. Gene Ontology annotation, cellular component: centrosome; intraciliary transport particle B; motile cilium. The coding region runs from base 1 to 699 and encodes 232 amino acids. The record is from RefSeq and is a predicted model, not a curated record. NCBI's taxonomy places the organism in Eukaryota, Haptophyta, Isochrysidales, Noelaerhabdaceae. Gene Ontology annotation, biological process: cilium assembly; intraciliary transport. The transcript has a single exon.